Molecule: messenger RNA, 681 nt
Organism: Neodiprion virginianus
Lineage: Eukaryota; Metazoa; Arthropoda; Insecta; Hymenoptera; Diprionidae
Exons: 3
Coding region: 118-681 (187 amino acids)
Source: RefSeq, a predicted model, not a curated record
GUGUUUGGUCAUGAGGUAUCUGUUGCGAUCACACACUACCAACCAAUGUGCAAUAAAUUAAAAGAUUCGACUCCAACGUAAUAGUUUAUUGAUCUCAUUUUCAACUUAGUCCAAGCUAUGUCAUCGCGUAUACCAAGAGAUGCUCUGUACGCUAAAGAUAAUUGUCGUAACAAACAGGCAAUACUGAAAUUCCUGCAAUUUUUUGAAGAUUGGGAAAAGUUUGAGAAGAAAAUACCUGUUUCGAGGAGUACUUCAGUAGGGUUAAAAGUUACCUUACGGGCAACACUAGAAAUUUUGGACAUGCUCAAAGACGUAUGUGAUUUUAAAUAUUUGAUGACAGCAACUUUAUCCCAAGACCCUUUGGAGAGAUUUUUUUCUGUCAUGAAAUAUUCUUGUGGAGGAAAUGAUCAUCCCGAUCCAAAAAUGUUUGCCCAAGUAUAUCGCUUAGCAUCUUCUUUUUCCCUCAUACGUCCACCAAGAGAGUGUAAUGUUUCGGGCACGGAUCUUCUAAAAAGUCUAGUAGACGCUAAGGAAGUUUUAACUUCUUCAAAUAAAGAUAGCAAAGGUUUAUGGCUUCAAAGCAUCGAUGAUAUGUUGGAAAGCACUGAGCUAAUACUUAAAGGCUCUUCCAUCGACACAGACCAUGAUUACAACGAGGCUGUAACCAGUGAUGCCGUCUAA